AUCAUUUUUUUUUUUAAUAAAAAUCACAGCUCAUUAAUGAUAUUCAACAUAGGUAUGGACCACAGUACCACAAAUUUUAUUAUGGGUCGAAUAAAAUAUUAACAAUAAAGUGUAAACAUAAAUCCUGUUGCGUUCCACAAUGUACUGCCAGUUGUAUUGUGUGCAUCGGCGGGUAUUAUGACAUCAAAAAUCGAAUGUGUUAUUAGACAAGCAAUAACUACAUUUUCCGGUUCAUAUACAUCAAAGGCAUUUCAUGAUAAUUUGAUUAAAUUGAAACGCAAUGCCAAUGAAUUGGAUGCACGGUCGAUUGGCUUGGAUUUUAGAUUGUUGCGAUGGGAUACAUAUGAAUUGAACAACAACCUUGAUAAAUUGUCUGGAUCCACAUUUAUACGCCAUCAUCAAGCUCCCGUUACUUAUAUUGAAGUGUUUGAAGAUGAAAACGUAUCAAUCGGUGUGUUCGUGUUGAGAGAUGGUGCUAAAAUACCUUUACAUGAUCACCCUUACAUGUAUGGUGUGUUAAAAGUUAUAUAUGGUAAAGUCAAAAUACAAAGUUAUACGCCCGUGCAUAAGGAUUAUAGCCAAAUAAACGACUGUCACAUUGGUGCAAUAAAACUGGCACCAAUUAUUGUUGGAGAAACAGACGAUCCGUGUGUGCUGUGUCCAGUGGAAGGAAAUAUUCAUCAAGUGGAUACUAUUGAUGGUCCAGCCGCGUUUGUUGACAUAUUAGCUCCACCAUAUAAAACUGAUAUUCCAGAAGUAGGGAAUAGAUGUUGCAGGUACUUUAAAGAAGUAAAUAUAUCUAAAGAUACCAAGUUAGCUAUUAUAUCAAAUCCUAGAGAUUACUGGAGUGAUACAGCUCCAUAUACUGGACCUCAAUUUAAUAUACAUUUUGAACAUAAAACUUAAUUGCUACAUUCUUCAAAUACUUUUAUACAUCAUAUAAAAUAAAAUAAUAUUAUUUUAUGACUACUAGUCAUCAGUGCCUAAAUCUAAUAAUUUUACGGAUACAUUACAUUUAAUGUUAGACAUGGGAGUUCUUGUAUUUAAAGUUUUCCAAUUUACAGUAUUUUUCAAUAAUAAUUUUUUAUUAGACAUUGAUAUUACAAUGAGAUAUAAUUUAGGCUUUGAAAAAGAUACUUAAUUAUCUGGAUUAACUAUUUUUAUAAAUUAUUAGCUUAUUUUCAAUGAAUAUAAUAUGUAUUUAAAUUGAUUUACAUUCAUACAUGUACUUAUAAUUUUUUAUUAAUUUAAUUUGUAAAAUUGUGUUUAAUAUAAUUUUUUUCUAGUUAUGUUCAUAUUCAUAUAUAUAUUUUGUUUUUCCUGAAAGGUGAUAUAUUUUAACUAUACAGAUGUAUAGGUAAUUGUUAUUUUUUUUUAUUUAUUAAAAUUAGUUCUAAAUUGAAAUGGAUAUUUAUUUUUAGUUAUUUUAAAAUAUAAGUAUAUAUUUUAUGUAUCAGGGUUAACAUAAUAUUAAAUAAUGGACUCUCCUAAAAUUCAAAAUGACUAUUGCCUCCUGAUUUCCUAAGUUAUUAACAUUUUGGGACACGUAGUGUUAAGAUGAGCAAAAUACUUACUUCACAAUUUAACUGGAUGUAUCAUUUCACUAUUAACAUUGGUACCUACAAUUACUUUUCUUUAUGUUACUCAUACACUUACAACAUUUGACGGGCACUUAUAUUUUCUUUUAUAUUACAAUAACAUAGCCAUGUGCCUGUAUAUCCUAUUUUGUUAAACCAUAUUAGAAUUUAAUUUUUUUUUUUAAUUUAAAAUUUAUAUUUAAUUUAUAUUUUUUAUGUAAAUGUAUUAAAUGUAUUAUAUAUAUUAUAAAUUUAAACAUAGUUGAAAUAAUUGAAAAUGUUUGAACUAAAACAUACCUAGGCUUUUAUUUUAUUUAAUUGAUAAAUAAAAUUGAUAAUAAAAUAUAAUAAUUUUGUUCUACAAAUUCAUUAAAUCUAAUUCUAGUAGUUAUGACUGUAUAAGUUGUUUAAAGAAACUUGAAAUAUUUUUUUCCCUCAAUUAACCAUUCCCAGUGGCGCCAUUUGAGUUAUCUUAAUAAACAU
Molecule: messenger RNA, 2060 nt
Organism: Metopolophium dirhodum (rose-grain aphid)
Lineage: Eukaryota; Metazoa; Arthropoda; Insecta; Hemiptera; Aphididae
Product: 2-aminoethanethiol dioxygenase
Exons: 3
Coding region: 178-906 (242 amino acids)
Cellular component (GO): mitochondrion
Molecular function (GO): oxidoreductase activity, acting on single donors with incorporation of molecular oxygen, incorporation of two atoms of oxygen
Source: RefSeq, a predicted model, not a curated record